UUGUUUGCUUCACUUUUCCUGUCAUAUGGGUGUAGCCUCUCUAUCAGACAGUGUUCAACACAAUCGUCUUCCUGUCACUGGAAAUGGAUCUGUUCCUGUUUCUUCUUCUCCUUCUGAUGGGAAGAAAUGGAUUGUGUCAACAAGAGGAAGUCUGCUCGAAGUCUGUGAUCAACUCCUGUGGGGACUGCAUCAGAUCAGGGAAAUAUUGCAUGUGGUGCAAACAGCUGAAUUUCACCAAAGCAGGUGAGCAGGAUGCAGUACGCUGUGACACUCAAACUCAGCUGAUAAGGAGAGGCUGCAAGAGGGAAGAAAUCAUCUCCCCAGAGAACAAUCUAAAAAUUGUCCAGGGAGAUUCUCUGUCCACGCUGUCCAACCAACCGGAGCCUGUCCAGCUGAGUCCACAGAAGAUUAGUCUGAGACAGCGAUCUGGGCAUUCUACCACAUUCAGUGUUUCCUUCAAAAGAGCUGAGGGAUAUCCAGUCGAUCUCUACUAUCUGAUGGACCUGUCUUACUCCAUGAAAGAUGACUUGAAAAAUGUCAAAGAACUGGGAAAAGAUCUUUUUGCAGCUUUGAAUACAAUCACAAAAUAUGCUCAAAUCGGGUUUGGUGCCUUUGUUGAUAAGACCGUCCUUCCUUACACUAACAUCAACAAGGAGAAACUGUUGAAGCCAUGUGAUGAGAAUGACCAGCACUGCCAGGCUGCCUUUGGCUACAGACAUGUGCUUAAUAUGACACCGAGCGAAGAUGAGUUCAAAAACAAAGUGACAGAGCAGUCCAUUUCUGGGAACCUGGACUCUCCAGAAGGUAGUCUUGAUGCAAUGAUGCAGGCUGCCGUAUGUGGGGACAAAAUAGGUUGGAGAAACAGCAGCACUCGGCUGAUUGUGCUGACCACUGAUGCUGGAUUCCACAUGGCCGGGGAUGGGAAAUUAGCUGGCAUACUGGAACCUAAUGAUAAACAGUGUUACAUGGAAAACAACCUUUACAGCAAGAGCAGUGAGAUGGACUACCCAUCUGUUGGACAACUAGCUAUGCAGUUGGAGAAAAACAAUAUUCAGCCAAUAUUUGCAGUGACAAAAGAAGUGGAAAAUGUGUACAAGCAACUUUCUAAAAUGAUUCCAAAGUCUGAGGUGGGAGUUCUGUCAUCUGAUUCGAAAAAUGUUGUUCAAUUGAUUAAGAGCGCCUACAAUAGGCUGUCCUCCAAAGUAACUCUGACCCAUGAUAAUCUGCCUGCUAAUGUACGAGUGGUCUACACCCCUAAGUGCGAUCAUGCAGGACCACCAGGGGACAGUGAAGGGGUUUGUGACAAUGUACGAGUGGGACAGGAGAUUUCAUUUGAUGUCACAGUGACAGCAACCUCAUGCAUGGAGGACAAGUCUUUCACUAUAAGACCACUGGGCAUUAAAGACACAUUGACAGUGACUUUAUCUACAAAUUGUGAGUGUCAAUGUGUAGAUCCACAGAACAGUAGCCAUCCACACUGCACUGGCAAGGGACAAGUCAGCUGUGGUAUAUGCAGCUGCAGUGAAGGCUCCAUCGGUCAGUUCUGCGAGUGCUCCAUUGGCGCUAAAGAUGAACGUACCCUGCGAGCAUCCUGUCAGAGGCAGAAUGGCACCGAGUGUGAGGGUCGAGGAGACUGCGUCUGUGGCAGGUGCAAGUGCCACACCACAGAGAGUGGAAGCAGUUACCAUGGUGACUUCUGCGAAUGUGACGAUGAACACUGUGAAAAGUUCCUGAAUAAACUUUGUGGAGGGAAGGGUAAGUGCAACUGUGGAAAAUGUGAAUGCGAUGGAGGCUAUGAGGGCUCAGCCUGUCAGUGUCGGGUGUCUGAGGAGGGCUGUCGUACCCUGAACAACACCGUGUGCUACGGCAGAGGGACCUGCAAGUGUAACCGCUGUGAGUGUAGAGAAGGAUACCAGAAUCCACGAUGCCAGACAUGCCUGGGCUGCACUGACCCUUGCCAGACCAAACUGAACUGCAUUGAAUGCCUUGGCUUUGAGUCAGGUCCCUUUAAAAAAAACUGCACUGUGGCUUGCAGCAAGAGUAUUUAUCAUGAGAUGGUAGAUCAGUCCACCAUACAAAGCAGGAAGUGCCAGCAAAAGGACUCGGACGGCUGCUGGAUCAAAUUUAAUCUGGACCAGUUGGUCGGAGAGGAUAACUACAAAGCUGAAAUUCUGAAACAGAGAGACUGUCCAGAACCACCAAGCGUCACAGCAAUCAUCGGAGGCUCCAUUGCGUCUGUGGCUCUAAUUGGCAUCUUGUUGCUGAUGCUGAUCAAACUACUUAUCUACAUGAAGGACCUGAAAGAGUUCAGGAAAUUUGAAAAUGAAAAGAAAAAAUCCAAGUGGGCAGAGGCUGACAACCCACUUUUCCAGAAUGCCACCACCACUGUGACCAACCCAACCUUCACUGGAGAAUAAUGACUAUUGCUGAACUGCUGUCAUUUGUUUAUUUACUUUUCCCCCCAAAAAAUGCUUUUUUUUGCUCAUUGCUUAUUACGUGUGAAAUAUUGUAAUGUAUCUUGCUCCUAAUGUAUACAGUAGAAGAGUAGGACAGAGAAUAGGCAGAAUGUAAUGAUGUGUGAUGUGUCUAGUUUUUACUUAUGCAAAAAAGCUUGCGCACAGCUUCCGCAGAGCUGCAUAGAUGGUCUGUUGAACAGGGUACCCGGAGUAGAAAUCAGGCAUUACAUACAUACAGUGGAUCCAUCAUUAUUUUUAGUGGGCAGUAGCUCAGUCACAGGGACUUGGUUUGGCAACUGCCUUGGUACUCUUGAGCAAGGCACUGUAUUGUCGCUGUCCACUCCACCUAAUGUUAGGAUACGUUUAAUUUCACUGCGUGCUGUGUUGUGUGCAAUACAUUGUGUGACAAUAAAAGUUUAUUUACAUUUAUAGUUGAAA
Cyclopterus lumpus (lumpfish) is the source of this 2894-nucleotide messenger RNA. It is a transcript of the gene itgb2, whose product is annotated as integrin, beta 2. Gene Ontology annotation, biological process: cell migration; cell-matrix adhesion; cell adhesion mediated by integrin. The record is from RefSeq and is a predicted model, not a curated record. Lineage: Eukaryota; Metazoa; Chordata; Actinopteri; Perciformes; Cyclopteridae. The coding region runs from base 84 to 2417 and encodes 777 amino acids. Gene Ontology annotation, cellular component: focal adhesion; integrin complex; cell surface. The transcript has 16 exons. Gene Ontology annotation, molecular function: amyloid-beta binding; integrin binding.